AUGGAAUGUCCCCAUUUGUUAGAUAACGUCAAUUUGGAUAGCGAUCUCUUCGGUGAGGACUCUUCGAUCACAAAGAACUUCAAUUGUUCAGAAUGUGCUAUAGAAGAGCAAAAUUGGAUUUGCUUGCAUUGUGGAGUGGUGAACUGUGGCCGCUAUGCCAGCGGGCAUGCAAAGCAACAUGCGGAAUCAUCUGACCACCAGCUGUGCAUGAGUUGUGAUGUGUUCUCAGUUUACUGUUACAAAUGCGAUGACUAUAUAUCAAACGACACCGAUCAACAAACUGUGCACAAAAUAAGGCAUGGUAUUAUGCAAGUUAGGAAUAACGAAAAUGUUGAAUCAAAUACUGACGUAGAUGAAAUUGAAACUGCCAGCAAAAGCUAUGAAGAACAAGAUAGUCCUGUUACACACAAAUUGGACACAAAUGAAAAGUUGGCGUUGUCUCCAAGUAUGGUAACAUAUGGUGCUGAAGUAAUGGCAACAAGCUCAUGUGAUAUACCUGAAAAUGAAAGCAAUGAAAAUAAACCAACUAUAUCUAAGAAUGUGGACGAGCCAGUAAGAAGUUUGCGUCCUCGAUAUAGAAAGCGAUCUCACUCUGAAGACAGUAGUUCAACGGAGAAUUCAAACCAACCUUCUAGAGGUAAAGAAAAGAAGGUAUCCCCAUGCAAUGGAAAGAGUCAACGGGAGAAGAAGAUAGUAGGUUUAAAGAAUCUGGGCAACACGUGUUUCAUGAACGCAGUGCUACAAAGUCUGAAUAAUAUACAGGAAUUUAGUUGCUAUUUUAGUCAGCUACCCUCAUUGGAGGUAAAGACAAAUGGACGUAAAGUGUACCAUUCGAGAAGUUACACGCGACAGGAAAUGCAUGAUGUUGUUAUGGCUGAAGAACUAAGAAAGGUCCUUAUCAAUCUGAACACGGGUGGAUGUGGUUCAAAGGGUGCGAUAUCUCCGGAGUGCCUGUUCCUUGUCAUCUGGAAGGUGGUGCCGAGGUUCAGAGGGUACCAACAGCAGGACGCCCACGAGUUCUUGCGGUACAUGUUGGACAGAUUACACACAGAACUUUUACAGUUGUUGCCGCCAGACCGUGCUGAGGGUAAUUUUGUACCUCGAGCGCCCUCUGCCUCAAUUGUAACUGCUGUUUUCGGCGGAACAUUGCAAAGCGAGGUUCGUUGUCUAGCGUGCGGCACGGAAAGCAAAAAGUUCGAUCCGUUUCUGGAUCUUUCCCUGGAAUUACCCGAGAUAGGUCGACACGAAGCGCCUGUCUCUUUGACAGACUGUCUUGCAAGUUUCGUUCAGGUUGAAGAAUUAGCCGACACGGAGCGUUAUUACUGCAGUACGUGUAAAUGCAAACAAAAAUCCACUAAGCAGUUCAGGGUACGCAGGCUACCCAACGUCUUAUGUCUGCACCUUAAGAGGUUUCGGUGGCAUAAUUACUUUAGAACAAAAGUGGACACAAACAUAUCGUUUCCGCUGAGUGCGUUGGACAUGUCGCGGUUCGUGCUAUCGAACGUGCCCGACACGCGACACUCCGGCCUCGGGAACUAUCUGUACGAUCUCGCCGCAGUCAUCGUUCACCACGGCUCUGGGGCGGGCUCCGGUCACUAUACGGCGUUCGCAAUCAACGGAGACCAGUGGUUUCACUUCAACGACCAGACAGUGCGAGCAACGGACUCGAGCGCAGUUGCUUCGUGCAAACCAUACAUUCUGUUCUACAUACGCCGCGAGUUCGCUCUGCCUUCCGCCUCGUGACAACUCUACCCGCAUUUUACAAUAUGCUCUUCCGAAAGCUAUGACUUCUUCGACCUUAUGGUCGAUAAUCAUUGGUUGCGCAUCGCACUCAAAAUUGUUGCGAACUAGGCUUCUCGUACGUUGGAUACGAAUUUUAAACGCCAUGACACUUGUAAAAAUAGAGUGCGCUUUUUUCUUUCAAGGUCAUUUUUGUAGGUGCUUUCCCAUAAUUUGAAUUUGAAGAUAUUUCGGUCCAGACACACGGGUCAUGAUCGCAUGAUGCACCGCAUCGUCCUGAUGUGUUCACGAUCCAUGUUAAUGGAUCAACAAAUCGUGCGAAAUCAAAUAAACAUCGUGAACUAUAUAAUUUUAAUAAAAAUUACCAUUAUUCGUGUAAAUUUAAGUUUAGAAUCGUCAAGGUCAUUUGACACCUGUCUUAAAUGUUUCAUUUAUAACACGCUGGAACGCACGGUUUUUGGCCUACGUACAACGAAUCCUCUCAACACCGACUGAAACUAAAGGAUUGGAAUGUGAGCUUAAUGAUAUACGACAUAAACCUCACUUUUCAAUAUAACAACUUGAGUCGAGUUCGUGUGGAGUAGAUAUGGUAUGCCAAGACCAUAAUGCGUAUACUCUUUUUACUUUUGUGUUAUGAUGUAAACAAUCUUUUCAUUAUUGUAGUGUAAAUUCUUUUUUUUUUUUAAAUGGAAAAUACUUUUUUUACGUUUUUAUUAUUUUUAAUAAUUCCAUAACACAUUUUUACACUAAAAGUAAUGAAAAUAUUGUUAACAUAUUAAGACAAGUAAAUAAAGAUGGACUAUGUUCGGGUACUAUUGUGGUUUUUGUACGCACUACUGUAACUUGUACGCAAAACGCAUCCAAAGUGCGUCAAUCCUGCAAAUGCAUCUAACUUUUAUUUGAAUCGCCACAAAUGGGUUUUAUUUAUUUAAUUAGGUUUAUGUUUAAGCUCCGGAGUGUGUGUUUGUAUUCAAACGUUACAAAGGUUAGUUUUUUGCCGGCCAUUGGAAAAAAAACUUCGCGUUAAUACGGAAUAUUAUUUUAUUACUGCAUCAAAGUUCUUUGUGAGUUAUCGUCAAGUCGUUAACGUUUAAUCAAGUAUUUAACUUUUUUUAGUUAUUUUUGUUAAAAAUUAGAAAAGGAAUGAUUUUUUUCCGAAUGUUGGAGUUAAUGUAAAAGUAAUUUCGCUGGCCCGCUUAGCAUACAAACUCUAUGAUUGAUGUCCUUAAAUGUAUGUCCACUUGGUGCACUAUGUUUAAAGAAUUUAUUAUAUAACUGAUUGCAAUAGCAUGGGAAAUAGCUAUACUAUUUAUAUAAUUUUUAUCAAGUAUAGGAAUUUUCCUUUCUCAACAUCAAAUUUCUAGGUAUGAAGAAGGACAUCAAAACUAUGAGUUGCAGAGUUUGAUUACUUUGAACACAUUCUAUUUUUAGUCAAAACGAAUUGUACACACAUAUUUUUAAGUCGACAUAUCAUGUAUUUUCAACAAAUAAAAAGUUCAGCAUAUACUAGUUAUGCGCCUCGUAUAUCAAGAUCCCUUGACAGCUUGUUCGGCAUUGUUGGGAUUCUAGAUCGAGCUGGGAUAUCUUCAAUAUUUAUACUCGCACCAGGCUUAACACCUACGCAUUAUGGAAACUGAAGAGCGUCACCUACCAGUAUUGUAUACUGGAAACUUUGUUAGAAUACGGUAAUGACACUAGAUGGCGUCCUUUCGAUUCCAUACAAAACAUAGUUAACUAUCACGCGAGCGAAUAGGUAGAAAAAUUCACACUAACGCGCGCAGAUCCUUAAUAUACGUGAAUCGUCUAGGCGCAUAACAUAAAUCUUAGUACUGCAGUGGUUUUUACAUUUUACAUUUAUUUCCAUACUUUUAUUUUCAUCCAUAGAAUCUUUAGUGGAAAGUUACCUUGUAAGCAUGUAUUAUAUAUUAAAUUCAAUUAACUUGUUAACCCAUGCCCCAGCUUAAUAUAAGCGUAAUGUAUUUAACUUUUAUUUUGUGAACAAACUAUGAAUUGAAAAUGGCUUUAAGAAAAAUUAUGUGCUCUUUUUAUUAGGAAUAUAUUUUAUGUCGAGUAUUGUUUCUGUGGUGAUUCUACAAGGUAGUUUAUUACGAGACAUUAGGCGUUAAGGAAAUCUUAUAUCAUUAUUAAUAGUAUUGUGUUGAUAAUGAGGUUUGCAAUAAACAAGAUAAAUAUUAGUAGUUAGACCAGUGAGUUAUGCAUCAUUAUUUUUGGAUGGUGUUUGUUAAAUAAUAAUUGUACUAUGGAACGUGACUUCAUCGAAAAAAAAAUAGUUUUUCUCGUGUUCCAUAGAAUUACAACUAGUCCAGUCCAUAGACUGGACUAGUUGUAACCGGACUUAAAUCUCAGUGACGUCUCAAAUUGUUCCAUUACAAUAAUUAUAUUUAUUACUUUUUGUUUGAAUAGGUUUUUUAAAAGAACAAGUUGAAACAUAAAAAAAAUAAAUGUGCUAUGACGUCAUGUUCGACAGAACACUUAAUGCGACUUAAUGCCCUUAUUUUGUUAUAAAAUUCUCAUUUUUCUUACGUCAUGGAGGAUUUAUCCUUUCACAAUUAUAAUGUGUUUUUCUAAUAAUUUAAUCUUUUAUAAUAAUGCAACACGCAAACGAGCUGGACUCUCUGUUCCAAGUUGCAAAUGUAUUUUCUGUGUGUAUCAACUCAAGUUUCCUUUGAAAAACGAAAAAUACAUUUACUAACAAUAAAAACAAAAAAAAUGGAAUCAUAAUAUCGCAGCAAUUCAAUUGAUGAAUUCAAAUAUUAUUGAGCUUGAUAGUAUUAUAAAUGAAUUUUAAACAACCGUAAUAUACUCAGCUUCUGUUAAGUAAUUUUUUUACAUAUAUUAAACUGAUUCUACACAAUAUACCCAAACCCACCGAGAUGUAGCGGCCGCCCGCUCAUUUACUUCAUUUGCUCGGCUCCUUAGGAUCGUAGGGAUUGGAUAAUGUUCCUCAUAAAUUUGGCGCUAUCUUAUACCAAAAAGAAGAAUUUUGAAUCCAAGUGGUAUCCAAGAGAUUAGCGCGUUUAUGAAACAAAAAAAAAAACAAACUAACCCUUCAGCUUCAUUAUUAGUAUAGAUAAGGUACUUGACGCAGAUGGCUAUUCCAAACCUUAGCUGUGUAUGUCCUUACACGCUUUCCAUUGUGUAUGUUGCGUGCAAAUAUGGCGUCACAUUUGCGUGCUAGUUAGUUGAAUUUGUAACAUACUUGCCAGAACUGACACCUUUAGUGAUUGGGCCAAAGUUUGUGGAUUGCUUGCGUUAAAAGUAGUUCGCUUGGAUUUCAAGUUAAAGCUUCAUGCAACCGUCAGCUUAGUUGCAGGUUUACGUUUUCACUACUUAUGCAGCUUAAAACUUGCAUAAUGGAUUUAUUUAUCAAGUAUUAUGCAAGUUUUAAGCUGGAGGUCUAUGCUCUAAAACCCUCUCCUAUGAAUUAGGAGGUCUGUUCCCAACAGUCCUAAUAUUGGGAACAGUCUUUUGAUCAUUAAUGAUGAUGAUAAUGAUGAUGAUGAUGAUGAUGAUGAUGAUGAUCAUAGUGAUAUGUUAUUAACUAUUGCGCGGCUAGAUUGCACCUUAAGUAUAAAUAAAGUUCAAUUGUUUGAAAAGUAAUGAAUAUGGUAAUUCCCUGUGCGAGAUCUUUACAUUCCUGAUAAAUAUAAUCCGAUGGUCUAUUUAAUUUCAGAGCGUUAUCGACGACUCGUGUUAAAACCAUAUUGUGAUAGUACGAGUGCAGUGUGUAUAUAGAAUGGUUUAAUGAUUUUGUGUCGUGAAAUAUGAUGGUCUCUUUUGCAAGUACCUAAUUGAAAUUGUUCAAUAACAGGUUUAUUUUUAAGUACUUCAAUUACUGGAAGUUGAUAGUGAUUGAAUUUAAUAAAUUCGCCAAUUGA
Molecule: messenger RNA, 5639 nt
Organism: Pararge aegeria (speckled wood butterfly)
Lineage: Eukaryota; Metazoa; Arthropoda; Insecta; Lepidoptera; Nymphalidae
Product: ubiquitin carboxyl-terminal hydrolase 3-like
Exons: 10
Coding region: 1-1743 (580 amino acids)
Biological process (GO): protein deubiquitination
Cellular component (GO): cytoplasm
Molecular function (GO): cysteine-type deubiquitinase activity; zinc ion binding
Source: RefSeq, a predicted model, not a curated record